Messenger RNA from Esox lucius (northern pike), 6579 nucleotides. It is a transcript of the gene jarid2b, whose product is annotated as jumonji, AT rich interactive domain 2b. NCBI's taxonomy places the organism in Eukaryota, Metazoa, Chordata, Actinopteri, Esociformes, Esocidae. Gene Ontology annotation, cellular component: nucleus. The coding region runs from base 612 to 4592 and encodes 1326 amino acids. The transcript is spliced from 18 exons. The record is from RefSeq and is a predicted model, not a curated record. Gene Ontology annotation, molecular function: DNA binding; histone demethylase activity. Gene Ontology annotation, biological process: chromatin remodeling.
UAAUAAUCUCCCUCCGUAAAAUAUUUUUUUACUCGGUGCAAGGAAAACGUCCUUUUAAAGUUGCCGCUGUCCAUGGUAACGGCUGUGAUAGGCUGAACCCGGGGAAGAAAGAAGCUAGCCUGGUUCAGAGUAACAGCGGUGCUGGAGAGUACACUCGUUGUCGGAUAGCUCCAGCCAAAACGGGACAUCGAACAUUUUUAUAUUUAUUUAUUUGGUUCGCUUCUAAUCUUCGUCUCAAACAAGAUGUGACUAUUUUCAGAGAACAGACUAUAGGCUACCGUAGAAUAUUCAUGUGGUUCAGGGUAGCCGGGAGAGAGAACACCGAGGUGUUUUCUGCCAAUGGAAGUUAUUGUUGUGAAUUGUUUUGACUAUGUUUUGCCGAAGUGAGUUUGUUUUUUGUUUGUCUCUGUUCGUCGUGGACCUAUAAUCUGGAAUCUAUCGACGAAAUUCAGAUAAUCGAGGGAAAACGUGAGCGAGGAUUCUACAAAACCAGAGAGCUCAUAACAGACCGGGGAUUUAAAUCGUGUUUCGUGUGCUCCGGGAGAAGCGAGAGUCAAAGAAAGAAAUUCAUGUGGCCAUUCUCUCUUUAACAAAACAUUUUGGAUUGCAGAAUGAGCAAGGAAAGACCUAAGAGGAAUAUCAUCCAAAAGAAAUACGAUGACAUAGAUGGGAUCCCCUGGUCAGAGGAGAGGGAUGUGAGGAAGGUGCUCUAUCUCUCACUGAAGGAAUUCAAGACUGCUCAGAAAAGGCAGCUCGGAGAUGGCCUCGGUGAUGGAACUAAAUACACUAAUGGUUCUCACAGCCAGCUCAAAGGCUCGGGACAGAAGGGCCAUAAGACUGAUGGUUCGCGGUCUCAAAGCACUGAUGGCAGCAGUGAGUACUCUGAGGACGGCCCUGCCAAGAAGAGGCCCAGGCUGCAGGCACAGAGGAAGUUUGCCCAGUCUCAGCCCAAUUCUCCCAGCACCACCCCGGUUAAAGUGUCUGACGCCAACCUGCCCGCCCCUUCCGCUCUCAUAACGGACAUUUCUAGACGGAAACCCAAGACUGAAGACUUCCUCACCUUCCUCUGCCUGAGAGGUUACUCCUCGUGGCCAAAUGAAGGCUCGUCAGCAUUGCCCAGUAACAUGACAUACUUUGGGAGCUCUCAGGACGAAGAUGAGCUGGAUGAUGACGAAGAGGAGUACGAGGACGUGAAGCCGGACGCCAGCGCAGGGUCUGCCUCCUGUCAUUCCACACCGCGAAAGGGCAAGCCCCCCGGAAAACACACCCUCAACGGCCACGUGUUGAACGGACACACCAAGGCCACCAGGGACAGCCCCAAGCCAAGAGGAAAGGAGGCGGUGCAGGUCAGGGAGCGCAGUGAAAGGGCCGAGGCCCGGAGGGAGCAGGCCCUCAGCCAGCUGGGGGCCACAGCCAGGGGCCACCCCUUAGCCAGGGGCCACACUACCAACGGACUACCACACAGGAGGGCCGCAGAGGAGCUCCGCAAGCAGGUCUCCAAAGUGAACGGGGUCACAAGGGCGUCCCAGGUGGGCGUGCACGCGGCCGGUGCCAAAAAAAUCAAAGACUUCAGACUGCCGUCUAAAACUGUGAAAUACACAGCCACUGUGACCAAGGGCCACGUGACAUACACCAAAGCGAAACGAGAACUGGUCAAGAAAACCAAACUAAACCACAGCAAACACAGUGCUGCUGCCCCCCGAGCCCCCAGCAACCACCACCUCCACCUCCAGCACCGACUGCCCCUCUCCAACUCAGGAAAAGCCCAGAAUUGCAACGCAAAAACACGCAAACAAGUGCUACUAUCCAACGGGGCGCACAAGGUGGCCAAUGGGGGCGGAGUGCACCUGAAUGGCCGGCUCAACGGGCUGCUGUGCGCCAAACAGGGCAGGCAGGGCCGCGAAGGGCUGAGGAACUCCAAACGGAGGCUGGAGGUGGCGGUGGCGGCCAUCGGGGCGGUGGCUGACUCGCAGGGUAAGCUUGUGGUCCUGGAGACCAACCCCAAUCCGAAGAAGAGCAAACCGCAGCCGAGCGGCCCUCAGGACAUUAAGACCAAGCACCAGACCAGCCCCCUGGAGACGCGGAGUAAGAAAGCCUGUCAGGACAGCACCUCAGUCCCCAACGGACACAUCGUCAUGGAGAUUACCCCUCCACCAACGGUGCUAGCCCCACCCCCACCCCGGACUCCUCCCUCCACGCCACCAGCCAAUCCGGAGCCGGAGCGUCAGCGGCCCAAGCGGGCGUCGGCCGGCAGGCUGAUGUUCAUCCGACAAGCACAGCAGCGGGCGCAGGCCGCCUCGAACCCUAACCACAACAACACCCACAACCGCUCAGCUACCUCAGAGUACCCCGGUCACACCCCCGGCCACACCCCCGCCCACACCCCUCACAAACCAGCAGAGCCCCGGCCUGACAGGGAGAAGGAGAGGGAGAGGGAGAAGGAUAAAGAAAGGGAGAGGGAGAGGCUGGAGAGGAGCAGGGCAAGCUGGGCGGCGAUGGGGGAGGCUCCGGUGUUCCGACCCGACCAGCGGGAGUUCCAGGACCCCCUGGUGUACCUGGACUCUGUACGGGAGAGGGCAGAGUCCUUCGGACUGUGUAGGGUUCUUCCGCCAUCUGACUGGCGUCCGGAGUGUAAACUGAACGACGAGAUGCGCUUUGUGACACAGGUACAGCGCAUUCACAAGCUGGGCCGUCGCUGGGGCCCCAACGUACAGAGGCUAGCCUGCAUCAAGAAGCACCUCAAAACUCAGGGCAUCAACAUGGAAGACCCCCCUCUUAUUGGUGGCUGUGAGGUGGACCUGGCUCGGUUCUUCCAGCUGAUUAAUGACAUGGGCGGCAUGCAGCAGGUGAUGGACCUGAAGAAGUGGAGUAAACUGGCCGACCUGCUCCGGAUCCCCAAGUCAGCCCAGGAUCGCCUAGCCAAGCUGCAGGAAGCCUACCUCCAGUACCUGCUGUCCUACGACUCCCUGUCGGCCGAGGAGCACCGGUGCCUGGAGAGGCAGGUGCUGCAGGAGAAAGAGGGCCUGGAGCGCCGCAGGGGGCCCCUGGAGGGCCACACGGAGCGGAGCCUGACCCUGCCGCGCUUCGAGCCCAAAAACGGGCUGGCAGGCAGCCUGGUGCAGCGCAGCAACGGUCAGCUGUGCAGCCGGCUGAAGGAGCUAGACAGUCAGCAGCUGAAGGCAGGACGCCGGAGGCUGUUCGCUCAGGAAAAGAAGAACGAUGACAAGGCGCAGCUGGAGGAAGAGGAGGAGGAGGAGGAGGACAAGGGCGUUCUCAGUGACCAGCACAAGUGUAUUUACAAGGGGAAAUCUGUAUCCCUCACCAACUUCUUUAGGAUAGCCAGGAACACCAUGACCAUGUGCUUUAACAAGGAGCCCGGAGCUGCUGAAGUCGAGCAAGAAUACUGGAGGAUAGUGGAUCAGAGGGACUGCCAUGUGGCAGUGCAUUAUGGGAAAGUGGACACAAACACACACGGAAGUGGCUUCCCCGUGGGAAAGUCGGAGCCAUUUUCUAAGCAUGGAUGGAACCUCACUGUCCUCCCCAAUAAUUCUGGAUCCAUUCUGCGGCAUCUUGGUGCUGUGCCUGGGGUGACCAUUCCCUGGCUGAACAUUGGCAUGGUCUUUUCUACCUCAUGCUGGUCUCGAGACCAAAACCGCCUUCCAUACAUUGAUUACUUACACACUGGUGCUGACUGCAUUUGGUAUUCUAUUCCUGCUGACGAGAAGGUAAAGCUUGACAAGGUGGUUCACACACUGCUACAAGCCAAUGGGACCCCGGGCCUGGAGAUGCUGGAGAAGAACAUCAUGAUCUCUCCAGAAGUGCUUUGUCGGGAGGGUAUCAAGGUCCACCGCACCGUUCAGAAGAGCGGCCAGUUCGUUGUCUGCUUCCCCGGGACCUUCGUGGCCAAGGUCUGCUGUGGCUACAGUGUGUCGGAAACGGUGCACUUUGCCACCCCUCAGUGGAUGAACCUGGGAUACCAGGCUGCUAAGGACCUGAAAUGCCGGCACAUAGCCAAACCUUUCUCCAUGGAGAAGCUACUUUACCAGAUCGCCACGGCCGAAUCCAAACGCGAGAAUGGGCACAUUCUGACUACGAUCUCCGCCCUUCUCAAAGACCUCAGGAACAUAGAGAUGAGACAACGUCAGGAACUGUACGAGGCUGGGCUUCUGUCCUCCGCCCGGUACGGGACACACGACAACAACCUGGUGCCUGCUGAUGGACGCAAAAAACCCAGGAAGUGGCUGGCCCUGGAGACGUCAGAGAGACGCUGCCAGACCUGCCAACAUCUCUGCUACCUAUCCAUGGUUGUCCAGGAGAAUGAGAAUGUGGUGUUCUGUCUGGAGUGUGCUCUAAGAUAUGUGGAGAAUCACAAGUCCUGCAGAGGCCUCAAGAUGAUGUAUCGUUAUGACGAGGAGCAGAUCAACAGCUUGGUGAACCGGGUGUGUGGCAAGGCCUUGGUGCAAACCACGGAGAACUGUAACGGUGCGAGCCCCUUUAAACCACCGGCCAAACGUGGGCCCCGGAAGAGAGCCACGGUGGAGGUGUCGCUGUCCCACCUCUCCUCCCACAUGUCCCCCGCCGCCGUCUCAUGAAGACCCCCCCCCCCCCCCCCCCACGCCCCCGCCCCUCCCUCUCGGUUUGGAGGAUCUGUGUUGUCCUUUUUAAAGAGAAAGUGUUUCCGGUUUUUAAUGCCCCCCCCCCCACACCCACCCCCCUUAGUAUGGCAACCUUGUGAAAGCAAGCUGUCUUUUUUGCACUAGCGUGAAAAACCUAUUUUUUUCCCCCUUUGUUCAAAUGUUGUUGUUUUUUUGGUCGGAUUUAGUUGCGGUCGUCCUUAGCAUUAAUUAAAAAGUUCACAGGGAAAUGUUGUGCCCUUUUGCACCCGACCCCUCAACAACUUUUGAGGAGAGGCUCAGUUUGGUGCUUCCCCCAGAUGACUGCAGUCAGCCCCUGUCAAUUACCUGUGAACGAAGGGACGAACUGAGAAGGCGCUCCUUUUUUUUCAUUUUAAUGAAAUAACUAGAACCCAAAGUUUACUCUAUCUUUCGUUUUUGAAGAAGAGUUUUUUAUUUUUGUUUUUCUCCUCUGCCUGCAGUAGCUGUGGUUGUUCAGGGCCCGAAGCUGCCUAACCCACGCCAGGUAUAACUUGAAAGGCAGAUAUGUUUUGGCUGGCUGUUUUUAUUGGAUUUUAGCUUUGAUUUUAGAUUUUGAGAAAGUCUUCUGUGUUUAUUUUGUGGUUGUUGUUUCUUUCCCUUGGUGGCUGUGAAUCUAGCGGUCCCGUGACUGUAUGUCAGAAACACAGGAUGAGGUGCCGCUGGUCUCUGUCCCCAUAGCGAGGGAAAACUGUGCCUGAUACUUAGCAAGGAGAACCAUUGUUUUUGGUGCUGUUGGUUUCUAUUACUGUAACACAAUACAAAAGAAAGUUGGGGUGCUGGCUUGCUACUAGCCUCCACUCCCACAGGACGUUAGCCUGUAGGCUCUCUGGGGUUCUAGGUUCUCCUCUCCCCUGGGGUCAGGUUCUAGGUUCUCCUCUCCCACAGGGUUAGGUUAAGGUUCUAGGCUCUCAUUUCCCACAGGGUUAGGGUUCUAGGCUGUCCUCUUUUAGAUGUGCAAUCAUGUUAACAUUCCAUUCUUCCAGUCCUAUUGUUUAAUCUGUACCAGUAAACAUUAAUUAUUAUAUUAUUAUUAUAUUAUUAUAAUUAUUUUGUGUUUUUGAAUAAUUUUCUGUGUGCAAGUAGAGCCACUAGUCAAAGGGUGUAAAAUGUGAAAUAUGGAAAUCCAAGUUCUUUUUAUUUUAAUAUUAUUUUUUGCUUUAUGCAUUUUUCCCUUUUCAGAUAUAUUAUGACUGAUUUCAGAAGGAAGUCCAACACAUACAACAUCAACUUUUGUACAUAAUCCUGUAAAUGUCUUUAAAUACUUGAGCCUUUUCUGGGGGUGAAGGAAAGAAUAAUACCUCUAAAGGUUUUAGAGGAAGUGAGUGAUGAAGAAAAAGCCUUACGUUUCAGUUUCUUCAUCUGUGUGAGUUUAAUGCUUACAGGGUUGCUCUGGUUGUGUGGAUACAUUUAAGUGCUGCUUACAUCACUGAGAGAAUGACAUGGAGUAGCCAUGGCCCCCUAUUUUUUAUUUUUUUUAGCUUUACUUUUUUUAAGAAAAGGGAAAAUAAUUUCAUAAAAAUUUCUUUCUACAUUUUCAUUACUGAAAAUGCAACAAUGUAGUAGCUCCUCAUGUUGCACUGAGCUUGCCAGUGGUGGCUGACAAGGUAAUCCUAUAAUCCAGUUUGUUGGUUGUUGUCCUUUACAGAAGACUGAACUGUUUAGGAGUAUUUAAUGAAAAACAAGUUGUUUGUUUUCAACAAAAAGGUGGUUGUCAAGUUUUUAUGGCCUUACAAUGUAUUUUAUUCAGAUUUUUGUUUUGCAGUUUCUCCUUUUUCUACAGUAUAAACUGUUGCUCACAGUCUGGCAAGUUAAUUUAUUAGCACUGCGUCUCCAUCUUUCCUUCCACUUAGAAAGAUUUCAUGUUGGUUAUAUUUUUUACUUUUGCAGUUUGUACUUGAGGUUUAAUAAAAACGUACAGACAAGU